Messenger RNA from Vicia villosa (hairy vetch), 1713 nucleotides. Its product is annotated as dof zinc finger protein DOF2.2-like. Gene Ontology annotation, biological process: regulation of DNA-templated transcription. Bases 169 to 1281 code for a protein of 370 amino acids. The transcript is spliced from 2 exons. The record is from RefSeq and is a predicted model, not a curated record. Lineage: Eukaryota; Viridiplantae; Streptophyta; Magnoliopsida; Fabales; Fabaceae. Gene Ontology annotation, molecular function: DNA binding; DNA-binding transcription factor activity.
AAAAUAAAUAUAAACACUACACCCCCCACAAAGCUCCUUUAUCUUUUUUCUUUCCAUCUCUGUGAUCUCUUUUUCUCUGCAACUCUCUCAUUUUGAUGUGAUUCUCCACCCACACACAUUAACAUAUCCAAAGAAAAACCUCAUCAAACUUUAUCAAAAGAUUCAACCAUGGUCUUCCCUUCUCUUCCAAUCUAUCUAGAUCCAACCAACUGGUCACAACAGCAAGCAGGAAUUGGUAUUGAAACUCAAAAUCCGUCGCAUCUGCAACAACCAUCAGCUUCAACUGUGGCAGGUAUCACAGUUAAAGCUGAUGGCUGCUAUCAAGGGUCUAUAAGACCAGGAUCAAUGACAGAUCGAGCUAGGAUUUCAAAAAUACACCAAAACGAUACCGGUGCUGCUGGAGUACAAAAAUGUCCAAGAUGUGAAUCAACAAACACAAAAUUCUGCUACUACAACAACUAUAGUCUUUCGCAGCCACGCCAUUUUUGCAAAGCUUGUCGUCGUUAUUGGACUAGAGGUGGUGCACUUAGAAAUGUUCCUGUUGGAGGUGGAUGUAGAAAGAAUAAUAAAAGAAGCAAAGGAAAUUCAGUAUCAAAACCGCCGUCUAAACCUAAUCGAAGUAAUGAUCAUCGCCAGGUCGGUAUUGGUGCUAUUGCAGGUGGGUCUAGCUCAGAAAAUGCAAAAUCUAAUGGUUGCAAUAAUUCUAAUGUGAAUAUGGGAAUGUCUCAUUUUCCAACUCAAUUCCCAUUUUUUCCUUCUUUGCAUCAUUAUAACAAUAAUGACUAUGUUUCUCAAGGCAUUGGUUCUAUGGUGACAAAAAAUAUUACCAAUAGUACUAAUGUUGAGUUUCAACUUGGUAGAGAUUCUUCGGUUGGUAAUAACAAUAAUGGAGAUUCUUUGUUGUUAUCAAAUGGAAUCGGCGAACAAUGGAGGUUUCUUAAUCCGCUACAAGUUCAUCAUCAUCAGCAACAACCGCAACCGCAACAACAGCAGCAACAACAACAAGGACAUAAUGUUCAACAAUUUCCUUUCAUGACAAAUUUGGAGCCACAAGUUGGAUUAUUUCAAUUUGGUGGAGAAAAUAAUGGUGAAACUUCAAGUUUUAUAAGUUCUAAGGCAAUGGAUUCUUCAAGUGCUAGUAUUGGAAUGGUGAAAAUGGAAGAAAAUAAUCAUCAAAGGUUGAGUUUGCCAAAGAUUCUCUUGAGUGGUUCAGGAAAUAGUAAUGAUCUAUUUUGGAAUGAAGUUCCUAGUUUCACUCCUUCAUCAAGUAACUUAUUAUGAUCCUAUGAGUCUAGUACUUUUGGUUUCUUAAUAGAGAGUCACAUAUUUUUAUGAUCAAUCAUAUAUAAAAAUAAUCCAAGGUAUAAUCAAUGUGUUAGAAUCAUAACUCACUUGCUAACCAUAGAAUAUUAUGAAAUUCCACAAAUAUCUAUGUGUGUUAUGAAAAAGGAUAAAGGAGAAGGCAUGGUUAUAAUAUAAUUAGGAAUUCAAUCGAGAGAGAUAAGUAAAAUCUGAUCAUUUUGUUUUUGUCAGGAUUUGAACUCGGAUUCUUCUGAACGAUUUUGAGUCCUAUUCCUUGGUUUUUAUCUAGAUGACAACCAAGUUUAAUGGUUUCUUAAUUAAGUAUAGCAAAUAGGAGAUUAAUCUUUGAAAAAAGUAUUGAUGUAUGUGUUUAUAUGAUUGUUCAAUGGUAAAUUUUUUGCUUUGUGUGAA